Arabis nemorensis is the source of this 1371-nucleotide messenger RNA. The record is from the annotation of a GenBank genome assembly. NCBI's taxonomy places the organism in Eukaryota, Viridiplantae, Streptophyta, Magnoliopsida, Brassicales, Brassicaceae.
AUGGAGGAAGAGAACGAAGUGGAGAAGACGUUUGCAGAACUUGGUCUGCGUGAAGAACUUGUGAAGGCUUGCGAUAGAUUGGGAUGGAAGAACCCUUCGAAAAUUCAAGCCGAAGCCCUUCCUUAUGCUCUUGAAGGGAAAGAUGUAAUUGGACUUGCGCAAACCGGUUCUGGUAAAACUGGAGCCUUCGCUUUGCCUAUCUUGCAAGCACUUCUUGAGUAUGUGUAUGAUUCUGAGCCAAAGAAAGGACGUAGACCUGAUCCUGCCUUCUUUGCCUGUGUUUUAUCUCCAACUCGAGAGCUUGCAAUCCAGAUUGCUGAACAAUUUGAAGCUCUAGGAUCUGAUAUUAGUCUUAGGUGUGCUGUGCUUGUUGGAGGUAUAGACAGGAUGCAACAAACUAUUGCUCUUGGGAAACGGCCUCAUGUUAUUGUUGCAACACCUGGUCGUCUUUGGGAUCACAUGUCUGACACAAAAGGAUUUUCUCUGAAAACAUUGAAAUAUCUGGUUCUUGAUGAAGCUGACAGACUGCUGAAUGAAGAUUUUGAGAAGUCUCUUAACCAGAUAUUGGAAGAGAUCCCUCAUGACCGUAAAACAUUUCUUUUUUCAGCAACUAUGACUAAAAAGGUUCGUAAACUUCAAAGGGCAUGUUUGAGGAAUCCUGUGAAGAUUGAAGCUGCCUCUAAAUAUUCCACAGUCGAUACUCUAAAACAGCAGUAUCGGUUUGUUGCCGCUAAAUACAAGGAUUGCUAUCUUGUAUACAUUCUGAGUGAAAUGCCUGAAUCAACAUCAAUGAUUUUUACUCGAACGUGUGAUGGUACUCGUUUUCUGGCGUUGGUGCUUCGGAGCCUUGGUUUUAGAGCCAUUCCUAUCAGUGGUCAAAUGACUCAGACAAAGAGACUAGGAGCCUUGAAUAAGUUCAAAGCAGGGGAAUGUAACAUCUUGGUUUGCACCGAUGUUGCUAGUAGAGGGCUAGAUAUACCAUCAGUUGACGUGGUUAUCAAUUACGACAUUCCAACAAAUUCAAAGGAUUACAUUCACAGAGUGGGAAGAACAGCUCGUGCUGGACGUUCUGGUGUCGGGAUAUCACUUGUAAACCAGUAUGAGCUCGAAUGGUACUUACAAAUUGAAAAACUCAUAGGCAAGAAACUACCAGAAUAUCCAGCUGAGGAAGACGAAGUCUUGUCAUUGCAGGAGAGAGUUGCAGAAGCAAAAAAAUUAUCCGCAAUGAAUAUGAAAGAAUCAGGAGGUAGGAAGAAGAGAAGGGGAGAAGAUGAUGAAGAAAGUGAGAGAUUCUUGGGAAAUAACAAAGACAAUAAUAAGAAAGGAGGUAACAGAGACAAUCAGAAAGCUUCCAAGAAGUUCAAACGAUAA